Messenger RNA from Capsella rubella, 3859 nucleotides. Its product is annotated as importin beta-like SAD2. The transcript has 22 exons. Bases 224 to 3355 code for a protein of 1043 amino acids. The record is from RefSeq and is a predicted model, not a curated record. Gene Ontology annotation, molecular function: small GTPase binding. Gene Ontology annotation, biological process: protein import into nucleus. Gene Ontology annotation, cellular component: nuclear envelope; cytosol. Lineage: Eukaryota; Viridiplantae; Streptophyta; Magnoliopsida; Brassicales; Brassicaceae.
UCCACUCUCGCCAACUAUUAUCAAAAUCUUCUUCUCCUUCUUCUCCGCCAUUCUUGUCGCUCUAAAACCCUAUCAUGCUCUUUUGAGAAUCUCCCCUGCUCAAUUCAGCUCUAUCCAGGGCUUUCGAACUUGAUUUUUUUCAUCGAAUCCACCACUGCCUCCACUGAUCGUCAACAAGGUUUACUCUGUCUAGUGUCCCGAUUUUUCAAACUCCACGGAGGAGAUGGAUCUGCAUAGCCUCUCGUUGAUCCUUCGGGCCGCCGCCCUCAGCCCGAUUCCCGAUGAACGCAAAGCUUCUGAGCAGCAGCUCAAUCAGCUGCAGUACACACCUCAGCAUUUGGUGAGGUUAUUGCAGAUAGCCGUGGAUGGAAAUUCUGACAUGGCAGUGCGUCAAAUUGCUAGUAUUCAUUUCAAAAAUUUCAUUGCUAAGAACUGGUCACCUGAGGAUUCUGGAAUGCCACAGAAGAUAUUGCAAAGCGACAAAGAAUUGGUUAGAGAUAAUAUCCUCGUCUAUGUCACCCAAGUCCCAACCUUACUCAGAUCACAACUUGGAGAGUGCCUCAAGACAAUUAUUUAUUCUGACUACCCAGAACAAUGGCCACGUCUUCUGGAUUGGGUGAAGUACAACUUGCAAAAUCAACAAAUUUAUGGGGCUUUGUUUGUGUUGCGGAUACUCUCUAGAAAAUAUGAGUUCAAGUCAGACGAGGAGAGGACUCCAGUUUCCCGCAUCGUUGAGGAGACAUUUCCUCAACUUUUGACUAUCUUUAAUGGGCUUAUCCAGAUACCAAAUCCCUCUCUGGAGAUAGCAGAACUUAUGAAGUUGAUAUGCAAAAUAUUUUGGUCAUCCAUAUAUCUGGAGCUUCCAAGGCAAUUAUAUGAUCUAAAUGUCUUUAAUGCCUGGAUGGUUCUGUUCUUGAGUGUUUCGGAGCGUCCUGUUCCUGUUGAAGGCCAGCCUAUGGAUCCGGAACUUAGAAAAUCUUGGGGAUGGUGGAAGGUCAAGAAAUGGACAGUGCACAUAUUAAACAGGCUCUAUAGUCGGUUUGGAGAUCCAAAACUUCAAAGUCCAGAAAACAAACCUUUUGCCCAGAUGUUUCUAAAGAAUUAUGCAGGUAGAAUUUUGGAAGGCCACCUAAAUUUCUUGAAUACAAUUCGUGUUGGAGGCUAUAUUCCUGACAGAGUUACCAACCUUCUCCUUCAGUACUUAAGCAACAGCAUUUUGAAGAAUAGCAUGUACAAUUUGCUACUACCCCGGCUGGAUGUUCUGCUUUUUGAGAUUGUUUUCCCUCUAAUGUGCUUUAAUGAUAAUGAUCAAAAGCUUUGGGAGGAAGACCCACAUGAAUAUGUGAGGAAAGGCUACAAUAUCAUUGAAGACUUGUAUAGUCCGCGAACAGCGUCCAUGGAUUUUGUAAAUGAGUUGGUUCGAAAACGUGGGAAAGAGAACCUUCCGAAAUUUGUUCAGUUUGUCGUUGGGAUCUUCAGGAGUUAUGACGAAGCUCCUGCAGAACAUAAGCCUUAUCGCCAAAAAGAUGGUGCGAUGCUUGCUGUUGGAGCUCUUUGUGACAAAUUGAAGCAAACGGGUCCCUAUAAAUCUGAACUCGAGCGCAUGUUGGUGCAACAUAUUUUUCCUGAGUUCAGUAGUCCAGUUGGACAUCUUAGAGCAAAGGCCGCAUGGGUAGCUGGACAAUAUGCACAUAUCGAUUUCUCAGAUCAGAAUAACUUUCGUAAAGCAUUGCACAGUGUUGUUUCUGGACUGCGCGAUCCUGACCUCCCUGUUCGUGUUGAUUCUGUUUUUGCAUUGCGUUCAUUUGUCGAGGCUUGUAAGGAUUUAAAUGAGAUUCGUCCAAUCCUCCCUCAGUUACUUGAUGAAUUCUUCAAACUCAUGAAUGAGGUAGAGAAUGAGGACCUUGUAUUUACUUUGGAGACCAUCGUAGAUAAGUUUGGCGAAGAGAUGGCUCCUUUUGCUUUUGGAUUAUGUCAAAAUCUGGCGGCUGCAUUUUGGAGGUGUCUAAACACGUCAGAAGCCAAUGAUGACUCGGAUGACAUGGGAGCUUUGGCUGCAGUUGGUUGUUUGCGUGCCAUAAGUACAAUUCUUGAAUCUGUUAGCAGUCUUCCACAGCUGUUUGUUGAGAUAGAACCAACUAUACUUCCAAUAAUGCAGAAAAUGUUGACCACUGAUGGCCAAGAGGUAUUUGAAGAAGUUUUGGAGAUUGCAUCAUACAUGACAUUUUAUUCACCUAACAUUUCCUUGGAUAUAUGGAGUCUCUGGCCUUUAAUGGUGGAAGCAUUGGUUGAUUGGGCAAUUGAUUUCUUUCCAAAUAUUUUGGUUCCGAUGGACAACUUUAUAUCAAGGGGAACUGCUCAUUUUCUCACUUGCAAGGAGCCCGACUAUCAGCAAAGUCUAUUUAAUGUUCUCUCAACUCUUAUGACUGACAGAAACAUAGAAGACAGUGAUAUUGAGUCGGCUCCAAAGCUUAUUGAAGUUGUUUUCCAGAAUUGCAAAGGGCAGGUGGAUCAGUGGGUUGAACCAUAUCUGCGACUCACUGUUGACCGGUUACAACGAGCUGAGACUUCAUGUUUGAAAUCUCUUCUUAUACAAGUGGUGGCAAAUAUGCUUUACUACAAUCCAGGCUUGACACUUGGUGUAUUGCAUAACACAGGACUUGCUUCCAAAGUAUUUGACCUUUGGUUCCAGAUGUUGCAGCAAAAGAGAAAAAGUGGCCUGCCUGCCAACUUCAAAAGGGAACAUGAUAAAAAAGUUUGCUGCUUGGGUUUGACUUCGUUACUUGCUCUCCCGGGUGGUCAAUUACCCGAUGACGCGCUGCAGCAGGUUUUCAGGGCAACACUUGAUCUUCUAGUUGCAUAUAAGAAUCAGCUAGCUGAAGCAGCAAAGGAAACAGAAGUGGACUAUGAGGAUGAAAUGAAUGGACUCCUCAGUGAUGAUGAGGACGGUGAUGAUGAUGAUGGGUCUGAUGGGGAGAUGGGGAUGGAUGAUGCUGAGGAUGGAGAUGAAGCACAAAGCGUGAAGCUGCAGAAGUUAGCUGCGCAGGCAAAGGCCUUCCACUAUGAUGAGGAUGAUGAUGACGACGACGAUUCCGAUGAUGACUUUAGUGAUGACGACGAGUUUCAGUCACCCAUGGAUGAGGUGGAUGCCUUUGUAUUCUUUGUCGAUGCAAUUAGAGUUAUGCAGGCAUCAGAUGCGCAGAGAUUUCAGAACCUUAACCAGUCACUGGACUUCACUUACCAGGCGAUUGCAAACGGUAUAGCACAGCAUGCGGAGCUGAGAAGAGUGGAGAUUGAGAAAGAGAAGCAAAAGAAGUUAGCAGAAGCUGCUUCUACUCCUGUUGCUGCUCAGUGAUCUUAAAGCUUUGGAUCAAAGUGACAGUGUGGUACACAAAUGGUGUCAUUUUGGUGAGAGAUUGUCGUUCAUAAUUAUUUGGCAUAGUGGCUUGCUUCCAGGUUAUACAAAUGAAGAAGCAGAUUUGUGAAUUUUAGCAGAAGCCAUCAUCUCUAGAACCUUGUGAAACCGUGUGGUUGCGGUUGAUGAGGAUGAAGUCUCUUAUGAUUUAAAAGGUGUGUACUAUAUUUCAUCUUCUUCUUCUUCCGUGAGUGUGUUGUGUUGUGUCUCUUCUUUUUGAGUUGGUUGUAUUCAUAAAGGAGUUUUUUGGGAGGGUGGGGGAUUUUGUGUACUCUUUAUCUUAUGCGCACAGAGUCUUGUCUGUCUUUUGGGAUGAUAGAAUUUUUUAGGAAGAGCUACAUUGAAUUUUUGUGAUCUCACAGAGAGAUCAGCAAGGUCACAUCAGGUUGUACGACCAAUUCUUUCAUAAAGUGAUAAUUACUAUCCAUGAUUUAUUUUUCAAUC